Molecule: messenger RNA, 405 nt
Organism: Seminavis robusta
Lineage: Eukaryota; Bacillariophyta; Bacillariophyceae; Naviculales; Naviculaceae
Source: the annotation of a GenBank genome assembly
AUGGGUCGAUUCGACUACGACUACGACUACGACUACGACUACGACUACGACUGCGACUGCGACUGCGACUACGACUACGACUACGACUACGACUACGACUCCUCUUCCCAACCUCUUUCACGGAGCGUCCAUGGCGCUGAUACCACGGAGCGAUCAUUCUGUGCAACCGGCGAGUUAAUCCAUCGGACGCGACGACGCGACCGAAUGACUUCCACGACGGGCUGUCAAUGGACUCUUCUGUUCGACCACAUGAUUCGAUACAGAAUAACAAACAAACGAAUGAAAGAGAUGGGGGAGGAUUCAUUUGUUUUGAACUGGAUGAGGUCGUACGUCCUACAAUCUGGGGCUGCUUCCAGCGAUUGAUCGCAAUGGAGGAUUCGAUUGCUACUACUAGUACUAUUAACC